AUGCGCAAGUUGUGUGGAAAAACAUUUAAAAAAAAUGAAUUUUCCAUGGAAAAACUUAUUUUUGGGGCUCCAAAAUUUGGCGGGUGCCUCAGGGGGGCUCAAAGUACGUUCAGUAAAAAUUUGGGAGCGCACCUCGCCGGAUUUUUUUCCGGAAUUUGCACGACUUUUUCUGGCGCGGAUUUUGAGUGUUUUGAACUGGGGACGCCAAUCGACACGACGUCACUUCCUGGUCACAAAAAAGUGAAACAUAAAUGUUUCAUCAAAAAGGGCAUAGAAGAAACAAACUAUGUCAGUGCUGAGGGACAAUUUUGGUGCAAAAAACAAGCAGAAGCAGCACUAGGGAGUCCUGAAAGUCACUUCCGGUAAAGUUGUGUAGGUCCAGCUAAUUAGGAUGACGACAUAUUCUGAAGAUAGCGAAGGAAAAUUUAUUCCUGCAUCACAACGACCGGAUGGUACGUGGCGAAAGGCGCGCCGGGUAAAGGAUGGGUACGUGCCACAGGAGGAGGUUCCCCUGUAUGAGAGUAAAGGAAAGAUUUUUGCCAAGAAGCCUCUCUUACCGGUGGGUAUGUGCCCCGUUGUGACGCAGAAGGCAAAAGAGCAAAAGCAACAAAAUAUCCCAGGACUCCUGGUACUCAAUAAGGCUGCCGGGGCUAAGGGAAAACCACAAAAAGUCCCAACGAAUGCCAAGAAAGCAGCACCCAAGGCAUCCCCACAGGGUGGUAGCACAGUUGACGAUCUCACGGACCAAUUGGGUGCCAUGCAAAUGCAGGAACAGGAUCCGGCCAAAAAGUUGAAAAAAUUGCGACGGAAAAUCCGGGAAAUAGAAUCAAUUGAGAGUAAACUAAAGUCCGGUGAACUAAAAAAUCCCGAAAAAGAUCAGCUUGACAAAGUGGCGCGCAAGGGGGAAAUUACACGGGAAAUUGCCCAGUUGGAGGCACAGGCGAGUACCAUCCAAUAGUUGCCUAGAUAAUAAAAGAAGCCCCCACGUAGAGACUUCCAAGUGAACGUAGAAGCAGCAACAGGCUGUGGACCAUCGUUAUCUUAUCGUUUUCUCUGUUUACGUGUUUAUUUUUUAUUAUGAAUUAUUUUGGUACAAAUGGGGACAAGACACCCCCACACUAUAACCCCCCCCCCAUGAAACACCCUGCCCACGGCUCAAUUCCGUGUGCGCUCUCUGCAUUUCCCUACCAACAUCUUGGCGCAUUUUCUUGUGGAGGUUUUAUCAUUUUCACAAGGUAGUCACACUUCUUUUAAUAGCAUGUUCAAUUUAGCCAUUUUUUGUAAUAAAAUUCUUUUAGUGACUCUGACUGAAAAACUUCUUCCUCAUUUGAAGAAGUAUCAGAAGGCCACCGUUUAACAUUUUAAUUUUCGGUUCUUUUUGUGUUUUCUAUUGGAAAAUAAAAAUGAUUUUCUACCAAUAAAAGUAUAUAACACGUUCUAAGCUAUCGUUGCAUUUUUUCAUUUAAUCUGAAAAAAAAAUCAUAAAAAUAUUUUUAUUUACAAAAUACAUUUGUUUUUUUGAUAAAAAUUCAAUAAAAGAAAGUAUGAAGAUUUCUAAAUGCCAAGGAACCAAGUCAUCUGUUUUAGAAUCUUCGUUUUUAUACCAUGAAAAAUAUUUUUAAAUUUAAACAUUAGGUAUAGAAUUCAUCAGGCGAUCUUCUUUUAAUCUGUGAAUUUAUUGCUUUAAAAUUUCAUUUUUUUUUUGAUUGCACUAUUUUUUUUUAUUUAGUCUUGAAUUUUUACCUAUUUAGAUGAGACUCAAAAAGAAGAAAAUGUCUUGACAAAUAAAUUCAAUUAAAUCAAUCAAACCUUCUGAAUUGUUUUUCCAAAAAACAUUUUAAGCCAAAUUUUGUUUGUAACUCUUUUAUUAGUCAAAUUCACACACAGCUACAAUAAUGUGAGGAAAAAAAUUGUCAAAAAUUUAUGUACACGGCAGUUUAGAACGUGCACCACUCCUUUUUUUCUCUGUAGAAUCCCUCAAUAAUAUUUUAUCUUAUUUUCCUUUCGGAUAUUUGAUGAAAAAGUUCUUAAAACGCGCAGGUUCUACAUCAAUUUUGGUGGCUGAGGAAAGCGAUUUAUAAAUGAAUGAAAUAUGAAAAAAAUCUGAGAAGCGUGAAUGUGAUUUUAGAGCGCAUUCUCCACCCGAAGGGAAAAGAUGUACGAAAAAAAUAGAUUAAUAAAGAUAUAAGAAUAAACUAAAAAA
Lutzomyia longipalpis is the source of this 2203-nucleotide messenger RNA. RefSeq names its product partner of Y14 and mago (gene Pym). Gene Ontology annotation, biological process: exon-exon junction complex disassembly. The transcript has 3 exons. Gene Ontology annotation, molecular function: RNA binding. The record is from RefSeq and is a predicted model, not a curated record. Gene Ontology annotation, cellular component: cytoplasm; exon-exon junction complex. The coding region runs from base 392 to 958 and encodes 188 amino acids. Lineage: Eukaryota; Metazoa; Arthropoda; Insecta; Diptera; Psychodidae.